Molecule: messenger RNA, 936 nt
Organism: Sycon ciliatum
Lineage: Eukaryota; Metazoa; Porifera; Calcarea; Leucosolenida; Sycettidae
Product: integrase/recombinase xerD homolog
Exons: 1
Coding region: 1-936 (311 amino acids)
Biological process (GO): DNA integration; DNA recombination
Molecular function (GO): DNA binding
Source: RefSeq, a predicted model, not a curated record
AUGACGCAACUUGCUUCCCAUUUGCCAAGUGUUCUCGCCAGAGCAAGGGCGCCGGCAACAUUGAAAAAGUAUGCAGCCUGCUUCCAGCGCGGGAGGACGUGGGCGGUCAAUCAGGGUGUCGCAGCUGUCGGUGCAGACUCCUUCCACGUGGCGUUGUACUUAGUAAAGCUGAUCAACGAAGCAAGGACGGCUGCGCCGAUUACGUCGGCUGUAUGCAGUAUCAGUUGGAUGCACAAGUCACACGGUCUCGCGGAUCCAUGUGCCAAUGAUGUCGUGGCUAAUGUUCAUCAGGCUGCAAAACGUAUUCUAGCCUGCCCGAAGAACAGAAAACAGCCACUGAGCAAGAGUGUUCUCAGGAAGCUGUCCAAGGAGUAUCGACGGUCAGAAUCUCUCCAAGACUUGCAAGUAAUGACGUUGUUAGCAAUUGGCUUUGCCGGAUUGCUCCGUUGGAAUGACUUAACACAGCUGCGGGUUGACGAAGUGCUGAUCAAGAACCAGUAUGCGGCCGUCUUUCUUGAGGUCAGAAAGAAUGAUCAGCUUCGCCAUGGCAAUUGGAUAUUCAUCGCACUUUCCAAGGGUGAGGCAUGUCCUGUACACCUCUUGGAAGAGCUGGUCGCUAGAGGUGGACACCUACAGCAGUCACCUUUAUUUGGCAAAAUCUCACAGCAUCGAGGCAAGAAGGUGAUCCGUGGUCAGAUGUCCUAUUCCAGAGCAAGGGAGUUAGUUCGCUGUGCAGUAUCGAGAGUCGGCGAAGAUCCGAAUGUUUACGGCCUGCAUAGUUUACGUUCCGGAGGUGCCACAGCGGCAGCAGCUGCCGGCAUCCCGGACAGGCUAAUCCAGAGGCAAGGCGGCUGGAGAAGCGAAAAGUCAAUGAGAAUGUAUUUCAGUGAGUCUCUGCCUAACAUGCUGAGAGUGUCUCGCUGCUUGGCAGUCUAA